This is a messenger RNA of Haemonchus placei, 1923 nucleotides long. NCBI's taxonomy places the organism in Eukaryota, Metazoa, Nematoda, Chromadorea, Rhabditida, Trichostrongylidae. The record is from the annotation of a GenBank genome assembly.
AUGGAUCUGGUGCAGGCAGCGAAUCCAAUAAAGAACUAUAAACGGAAACAAAGACACUUCGAAUUUUAUCGCUCAGUUCCUUGUGCGGCAAGUUACUACCAUGGCUCUGAAAGUUAUAACUGGGUGGUGUGCCGGUUCUCUCCCCACUCUGAGAAUGUGCUCUAUCUUGGUGGUGAUGAAGGCGACGUGGGCAUAGUGGACAUAACGCCCGUUGUUGGUUCUGAACCAAAUCAUGAAGCGGUUCAAAUUCAGAGUUUUCCUGCACACAACGCCACAGUGAUGGAUGUGAUAGGCGUUCCAAGCAAUCCGAAUCAGCUGCUAUCAAUUUCUGGAGAUACCACCGCACGGCUGUGGGACCUGCAACGGCAUGAUUCUGUGUUGUUUUUUGGCCAUGAAAUGUCUGUUCGGAGUGCUUGUUUUGCUCCCCAAUCUAGUCAAGUAUUCGCAACGGGUGGCAGGGACGGGCAGAUCCGGUUAUGGGACGUUAGAACAAGCUCUCUUCAACAGCAAGGACAGUUUUUGAAGAAAGCCGUUAAUGUAUAUAAGAAUGCUCAUCUUAUGAAAGAUCACCGAUCCCCAUCGAGGAGAAGGUCAGUAUCGCGACUUUCAAGUCGAUUUGAGAAGGUAGAGCCACCAAGCGUCACAAGCCUCCUGUACGCAAACGAUUACACCCUGGUCUCUGCAUCAUCAUGUGGAAAGAGUGGACUGCGAUUAUGGGAUACCCGAAAGAUUUCUGCCAAGGAUGAAGGCCAUGUUCUAUCUAAACUGGAGGUGCCUACCCACAAAGAAGCAGUGCGACAUUUCACAGGAGCUGCUAUAGAAUCGUUUUAUGUACAGCUACAAUGUUCACCAUCUGCAGAUUACCUUCUGUGCGGUUCAAAGAAUCAGCAAGCUGUUAUAUGGGAUUUGCAGGACCUGUAUAGCAGCUUCGACGAAAAAGCGAUUUCAUCGGAACGUCAAUGCCGUGCGCUUCUGCCGAAAUACACCCUAAAAGGACACGAUUCAGAAGCGUGCUGUGCUGGUUGGAGUCGAAAUGGGAAGUACAUGGUUUCUAUGGAUGACUCACAUUUCCGCGUAUGGAGCGCGGACGUUGUCAAUCCAGGCAAACCUGAAGCAAACUCCAACAUCGAGACCAUCAGUACUUAUGAACUCAAUGAAUCUGAAAAGACUACCCUCCUAGUAACCAGGAUGUCUAUCCGUCGUGGACAAGGUCCAUCCGGGUCACCUACGUCCUUUGCCAGUACUCCUUCACGUAAACGAAAAGAACCGUUCGAAAGUCCAAUAAAGCGGCUACGCACGCCUACCAAAUCUCCAAUCUCCAAAAUGAUGAAAUUGGUUUCUCCCGUUUUGCCGUUCGCGAACAUUACGAACGCUGAAGCUGGAAGUUCGGAUAUUGCCAGUACAACAACACCCCAGUCACAUCGUAGGAGUCGAAAAAAAGGGGCCUUCCAUUACAAAUAUCCUACUGAGAAUUUGCCGAAUAAGGUGUAUGAGCGAUACAUUUCCAAGUUCAAAGCUCGACGUCUUGCUGAAAGUCUAGGAACUCCAAGCGCCUGUGUCGAAUCUGAGUCUCCAAGUACAUCUAAGAAGAAUCUCGAUGACUACUACUUGCGAAGUUGUCUCGAUCAGACGAGGUCCCUUUCCAAGGCGGAGAGAUCGCGAUUGCCAAGUGUCACAGAAUUUGGCGAUUCGGUCUGUUCGAAGAUGGUAUCAGAGCAGCACCGUACCCAAAACUCACCUCGUAAACUAACCGUGAAGUUAACCCCUUUGAAAAGUCGUCCACUAUCUCAAAUGAAGGAACAAAAAGACAGCCAGAAGCGGUCGAGUCGCAAUCUUCUCGACUACUUCCCAAAAAAGGUGCCGUUUGUAGAACCGUCUCCGGCUUCAGCUCAGGAUGUGACCACUCCUAUAAGGCAUGGUUGA